This is a messenger RNA of Penicillium vulpinum, 1044 nucleotides long. Its product is annotated as alpha/beta fold hydrolase. Bases 1 to 1044 code for a protein of 347 amino acids. Lineage: Eukaryota; Fungi; Ascomycota; Eurotiomycetes; Eurotiales; Aspergillaceae. The transcript has a single exon. The record is from RefSeq and is a predicted model, not a curated record.
AUGAAGUUCUUCUCCAUUAUCAGUGCCUUCUCGGCAAUUCUGUCGUGUACAGCUGUUGUCUCCGCGCAGUCCGACCCCGACCCAAUUGGCACCAUCUAUGAUGGACAUGUGCCAGCUGAUCUAUACGGAUCUAGCUACCCCUAUCCUUGGCCAGUGAAGCUGUUCAAGUUCUAUAAUCAGCGUCAGAACCUUACAAUGGCAUUCAUGGAUAUACCAGCAAAGAAGCAACACAAGAGCAAGAAAACAGCGGUCUUGCUACACGGUGGGAACUUCUGCAGUGUCACAUGGUCCGACACGGCGCGCCAGCUGUCGGCCGCCGGCUACCGAGUGAUUCUGCCUGACGACAUAGGCUUCUGCAAAUCGAGCAAGCCCCAAGGCUAUGCCUACAAUGUACAUCAACAGGCGUUGAAUAUCCACAGCCUUCUCACUGCGCUAGGCAUCGAUCAAGCCACGGUUAUCGGCCAUUCGAUGGGUGGCAUGAUUGCCGCCCGCUACGGCCUCAUGUACCCGACUAGCGUUCAACAGCUUUUCCUCAUCAAUCCUCUGGGUCUGGAAGACUGGGUAGCCAAGGGUGUGCCCUAUUUGUCAGUCGAUGCGUCGUACGGGAGCGGGCUUGGCCAAAACUUCACCACCCUCAAAGCGUAUGAGCAGGCCAGCUACUUCCCCAAUGCUCCCUGGAAGCCUGAGUACGAUACAUGGGUGCACAUGCUCGCCGACAUCUAUGCUGGCAAUUAUGGUUCAGACUAUUCGUACGUGAUGGCCCUCGUCACUGACGCCUUACUCAGCCAGCCUGUCAUCUACCAGCUGCCUCUGCUGCAGACACGUACCUACCUCCUGGUAGGAGAUAGCGACGUUUCGGCGCUUGGUAAAGCAUGGUCAUCCCCUGCCAUCGCUGCGAAGCUAGGCCAUUAUGAUGAACUAGGUCCUGCUGCCGCGGCCAUGAUCCCCAACUGCACGCUUCACAUGUUCCCCGGUCUAGGCCAUGCGCCCUUCCUCCAAGACCCCAAAGCGUUUUACGAUGUGCUACUUUCUUUCCUGGACUAA